AUGGCAAUUGGACGGAUUCCUUCUCGCCCAACGGACUGGGAAUACUUGGCUAAGUCGCGUCGUUUGGUAUAUACAGAUGAGGAGCUCCUCGCGCGACGCCGUCUGGGCUCAACCAACCUGACCGUCAAGCCAGACCAUGUUGGCACAUCCAAUGCCACCAGGCCUGAGAAUCUCGGCGUCUUCGAGUACGCCCAUCUACGAGCGCCAUUGCCGAAGAACCUGAAGGGCUCGGAGAUUUUCCCCAUGUCCCCGACAAGUCAGCAUCCAGACACCUACUUCUUGAUGCGACGCAGCAAGGACGGUUACGUCAGCGCAACCGGAAUGUUUAAGAUUGCCUUUCCUUGGGCCAAACAAGCUGAAGAGAAAGGUGAGCGCGAGUAUCUCAGGGGCCAUCCCAACACCAGCUCCGAUGAGACAGCGGGCAAUUUGUGGAUCUCCCCUGAAUUAGCCUUGGAACUGGCGGAGGAGUACAAGAUGGCCAAUUGGGUUCGCGCGCUACUGGAUCCAACGGAUAUUCAGCAGAGCUCUUCAAAAUCGCCGGCAAAGUCGGAUGUUUCGAUCACUGCACCCCCAAAGUUUGACAUCUCCAAGAUUGAUAGUUCGACUUUUGCGCCUCCACCGCCAUCAGUUCGCAGCAGGACUCUUCGCUCAGCAUCACCUUCCAAGUCUACAGCCAGGCCAAAGGCCACUCCACGCAAGCGGCCAACACGGGCCCAUAGGGAGGCGGAAACGCCAUCAGCUGCUGCGGCCAGUGAAUCACUGCAAAGCACCCUUGACGCUGUUGCGUCCAUUGCAAAAUCGUCAAUUCUGGGUGGAAAUGAGGAAGAGGCAGUGCAGAGCUCCAGAGCCGAAGUUAACGGAGAGCAAGAAGCCACUGAGUCAGAAGGAGAGCCAAUACCGGUAAAGAAAUCAACAGAUCGUGUCAAGGUAAACGUAGAAUCAGAAACCGUCGUGGAUUCAACAGAAGAUCUAGAGACCACCCGCACGAAUGUUACGGUGGAAAUGCCCAAUGGUCUCCCCGAACUACCCCUUCCACAAGACACCGAUGAAAUGAUUGCACGCGCUAAGGAAAUGGUUGAAGAAGCGGUCAAACUGCAGGAAGCGCAAGAAGAGACCGGAAAUCCAUCCUCAAACCCCGCCCGGAAGCGAAAAGUGGAAGAAGCUGUUGAAGAAGAGGAAGCUGAGGCCCAAACUACGCCAGCGCAACCAGCUAAAAAGGCCCGAUUACUCGAGGCGAGACUGAGACGCGAACGAGUUCGAAAUCGAGCCCUUAUCGGAGUAACUGCAACGCUAGCGAUUGCGUAG
Messenger RNA from Uncinocarpus reesii 1704, 1305 nucleotides. RefSeq lists its product as uncharacterized. Gene Ontology annotation, biological process: meiotic attachment of telomere to nuclear envelope; mitotic telomere tethering at nuclear periphery. The transcript is spliced from 3 exons. The record is from RefSeq and is a predicted model, not a curated record. Gene Ontology annotation, molecular function: DNA binding. Gene Ontology annotation, cellular component: nuclear membrane complex Bqt3-Bqt4. Lineage: Eukaryota; Fungi; Ascomycota; Eurotiomycetes; Onygenales; Onygenaceae. Bases 1 to 1305 code for a protein of 434 amino acids.